This is a messenger RNA of Tetrahymena thermophila SB210, 3336 nucleotides long. Its product is annotated as cyclic nucleotide-binding domain protein. The transcript is spliced from 5 exons. The record is from RefSeq and is a predicted model, not a curated record. Lineage: Eukaryota; Ciliophora; Oligohymenophorea; Hymenostomatida; Tetrahymenidae.
AUGAUUGAAGAAGAGACAAGGCUAUCUUUAAUAAAAGAGCUCUUGGAAAUUCCUAUAGCAGUUAGAUCUCUUUAGAAUAUCGAAAAAUUAGCUGAAUUAACAAAAGAUUAUGGGUUUUUUUAAACUGAUUUGCUAAAUUAAUAGAAUGGCGAAAGAAUACAUUAAUUAGUUUGCCAGUAUAUGACAUACCUUGUUGUUAACAAAGAUUAAAGUCUGUUUACAUUGGGUGAAAAAGGUUAGUAUUUCUAUCUGAUUUUGAAGGGAAAGGUAGGCAUGUAUAUUUAAAGGAAAGAUCCUACAAAUGGUGAAAUAGACCCUUACAAUUAUGAUAAGAUCAAAGAAAUUCCAUAGGGAUACGCUUUUGGAGAAUUAUCUCUUUAAAGCGACAAAUAGUCGAUUGUUUUGGCCAAGUGUGAAACUAAUUGCGAGUUUGCAGUUCUCACUAAAAAUAGAUAUAAAAACUUACUCCAAAUCGCAGGAAUUAAAUUCUUAAUGAGUGAAAUAGGAUUUUUAAACAGUCUUCCAUAUGAAAAAAAAGUAAAAGAAAAACUUAUAAAACUUCUAUUUACAAAAAGGCAAGCAAUCAAUUUUCAUAGAGGGUAGGUUGUAUAUGAGGAAGGUUCUUAAGUGGGUGAUGUAUACCUCGUUAGGUCUGGAGAGUUUAAUAAAAUGAAAAAAAUCGUUAACAAGCCAGAAGAAGUCGAAUAAUACUGGCAACUUCCUCCUGAUGAAAUUCAUGUUAACCAAAGAAGCUCUGUCAAAGCAAAUAAAAAACCACCCAAAGAAUCAAAUGUUCAAAUUGGAUUGAUUCAAAGCUAAAGCUUAGUUGGCGAGUAUGAAAUAGUAAAUAAUCUAAAAAAGAGGCAAUUCACUUUAAUGUGUUACUCUUAAGAAGGAUAACUUUAUGUUUUUAGUAAAAAAGACUUUGAAGAAUACAUGCUCUCUGAAGAAUUUGAUAGAGAAUAUCUACUUAAAAGAGCUACCAAGAUAUGCUAAAUGGAACAAGAAAUACUGACAAAAAAUUAAAAUGGAACUUUAUACAAUCACUUUUUUUCUUUUGAAAAUGCUUACAAACACAAUAGAAUACAAUCAAAGAGUAACGUAUUAGAUGAAUCCCCUCUUCCUUAUUCUAGUAAAGGAUAUAGCUCACCAAGAUUGAAAUUAUAGAGUUCAUUAUUUACUUCAAGAAAAACUAGCUUAGCAGCAGAGCCAGCAUCUUCAUUGUCAAAUUUGUAACUAUUAAAAUAAUAAUCGAUAGGUUUAAUCUAAGUACCUAAUUCACCAACCAAAAAGUAUGUUUACAAUUCAUACUUUCCAUCUGAUCAAGAGAAUCUUAAUCAGGUUGAACAUGUCUUACAAGUUCCUUCUUUAAAAGAAAAGAAAAAUAUUACUCUAGAAAAUAUAAAGAUGUAUACUCCAAGCUACAUAAGCAGAGAUAGCUUGAAUAGUCCUUAAUCAUUAAAUACCUUGAGUCCUCCAAAAAGAAAAAUAAAGUUAUAAUUAAAGAUCAAGACAGAAUAGAAUUUGGAUGAUUAACAUGACAUAUAAAGAAGUUAUAACCAAAAAUAAAAUGAAUUAGUAAUAAAUUAAAAUAAUAAAAUUUAAUAAAACUAAAAUUUGUAAAGUAAAAUUAGCUAGAAUUCGUUAAAUUAAAUUAGCUUAAAUUAACUUACAAUUGGUAAUGCUUCGAAAUCUUACAGUUUUUCACCUUAAAAAAUAAAUUCAUAUUAUCAAUCAAAGAUUGUUUAGCAGCAUGGAGAAAAGAUGAAUACAACUCCAAGCUAAAUAGAUUAAGAAUUUAAACCAGAGUAAAAGAUAGCAACAAUGUAAACAUUUGAUUUUCUAAAUCCAGACAUAUAAACGUUUAGUAAACUUGGGACUUUGUAAGAUGAAUAUUAAACUUAAAUAUCAUCAAAUAAAGGCUUAAGUAAUUCAAUGUUUCCUGUCACUAGCGAGUUCAUGACAAACGAUUAAGAUACUCAAUAGAUAAGAUAAAAAAAUAAGUCAAAAACUGAAUUAGGGUAAAAACAGCUGCAAUUUCUAUUACAAAUGCAAGAAUAAGCAAGUAAAAAAAGUGUUUAGAGAUCUUCUUUUAAUCAAUUUGAUAGAUCAUUGAAAAAACCUAAAACUUUUGUAGAAAAUGGGCACGUUGAUCCAUUUGUAAAGAUGUUUCAUAAAAGAUUAAAAUAUAACUUUUUUCAAUAGUAUGGAAAGGUUGAUUUAUAAAAUUUAAAAUCACAUGUAAGAAAUGAUGCUACUAAGCAAUUACCUGAUAUAGAUCACAAUAUUCCUUCAUUAACAGAUAUUAGAUUAUUAAUGGAAGAAUAUUUAAAUUAUAAAAAUGAAUAAGAAAUUAAGAAAAUUAAUCAAAAAUAUAUUCAAUAAUCGUCAGAUAUCAAAAAAAAUAGUUCUAUUUAAAGCUAAUUUAAUGAAAAAUAAAGUAAUGAAGAAGUAAGCAGUUUAAAAUAAAAUGCAUUUACUUAAAGGUCAAGUAAGGAUAUUUCAAAUUAACUUAACUAAUUUAUCUAGUAACCAAAUUUGUAAGAAGAUACCCUUACAGCAAAAGUAUCUUAAAAGGAUUUAAAAUUAAUUUAAGAUUAAUAUUAUAGUAGUGAGUAAAAUAAACAAGAAAUUAAAUAACAUCAUUAAAAGUAGCAUUCACUGACCACAUCUAAUUUUUAAAAUAAUAAUGAAGCAAAAAACAAAAUAAAUUAAUUAGAAAAUUAAAAGUUAGAAGAUGUUCUUUAGUAAAAAAAUUCCUUAGACCCUCUUAAAUCUUAAAAAACUAAAAAUUAAUCUCCUGAAAGUAGAUAAAAAUAAAUUGAUUUCCAAAAAAAACUAGGGUAUUUAAAGUACAUAACAAGUGACCAUAAAUUAGAUAGGAAAAAUAAUAAACAAUUCAUUAAUUUAGGAUAAACAACUUCAAUUAAUAUAAAAUCUUUAAAUAAACUAUCAUUGACUGAUAAAAGAAGCUCUGAAAGUGAUAUUAAUUUAGGUUUAUUUACUGCUAGACCAUCCCUUCCAAAAUAAAUCAAGUCAUUUAGUAAUUUGAGUGGUUUUUCCUCAAAGAAUAAAGAUAUUUUGAGUCAUAUAAAUCCAAAAAUUGAAAGCAAGAACUUUAAAUCAUAUAAAUAAGAAUACACUUAAGAUCUUAAAGGCUAACUUUCAGCAAGAUAAUUUGAUUAAAAUAGCUCUUAAAAGAAAUAUAAUCUUAUAAUAAUGUCUUAAGAGUUUUAGAAUAAUUAAGGAACUGAAAAUCCAAUUUCACCUCAAUAAUAGUAAUAAAUAUAAUUAGAAGAUUCAAAAAAGAAGAGAUAAAGAAUUAUUAUCGUAUGA